Molecule: messenger RNA, 656 nt
Organism: Ilex paraguariensis (yerba mate)
Lineage: Eukaryota; Viridiplantae; Streptophyta; Magnoliopsida; Aquifoliales; Aquifoliaceae
Source: the annotation of a GenBank genome assembly
CUCAAAUCCUCUCUCUCAAAGUUUCCUCUCUUUCUAUCUCUAGCUAGUUGGAUUCUUACAAAGCAAAGGAUUUUUGAUUUUGAGAUCCAAACCAUACAGCUUUCGAUUAUGCUUUCUCAAUCGAUCUGUCUAGCAUUUUUUUGAUAUACUGCCAAUAUUGUCCUUAUCAAUUGUGAUUGCUCUUAUCACCUAGAACUACUACCGCAAAUUAGUUCACUUGGAACACUAAUCAUUGAAGCAUCACAUACGCGUUUUGGGCAAAGCUUCAUAUCAGACAGGUUAAUUUAGGCUUUGCUCUUGCUUUUGAAGGUUUUUUUUUUUUGGCCAAUGAGAUCUUUUCUUCCUUGCUGUAACAAAAAAUCUGACCAAUUGCUAAGAUCUAUAAGAAGUGGGGCUUGACAUCUAGCUAGAGCCACCAAGAAGAUUCAACUAUCCACUGAGAUGUGAUGCCGUUCACAGCCAUGGUGACUAUGGAGUGCACAAAUGUAGGCCUAAACACAUUAUACAAAGCAACCACUCUUGGAGGGAUGAGCCCCCAUGUCUCUGUGGUUGACGCUUACGGUGUUGUUGCUGCUCUUGUUCUCCUUGCUUCACCAUUCUUCUCUCAAAGAAUUCUGCUGAAAUUUGAUGUUGCUGGAUUUGGUUGGAUGAGCUAG